This is a messenger RNA of Bacillus rossius redtenbacheri, 5359 nucleotides long. RefSeq names its product nipped-B-like protein. Gene Ontology annotation, molecular function: protein binding. The transcript is spliced from 4 exons. Lineage: Eukaryota; Metazoa; Arthropoda; Insecta; Phasmatodea; Bacillidae. The record is from RefSeq and is a predicted model, not a curated record. The coding region runs from base 79 to 1458 and encodes 459 amino acids.
GGCAGCACAAACCGGUGUCAGUGCCGUACUCUCUUCCUUCCUCUUCAUUCUAAGCGCAUACGCCGGCUAACUCAGGAGAUGAUGCUGGUGGCAGUGCUGGUGGUGCUGGCAUGGCCGUCGCGCGCCAGCCUCGAGUGCCGCGCCAGCCGCCAGUUCUGGGACCCGGCGCGCCAGCUGUGCCGCGACUGUCGCCUCUGCGCCCCGCCCGCCGUGGUGCUGCGGCCCUGCGGCGUGCAGCGAGACGCCGUCUGCGGCCCCGUCGCCGACCUGCGCAUCCGCUGGCCGCGCCCUGAGACCUCCCGCCAAAGGCCGCCCGAGCGCCCUGAGACCUCCCGCCAGAGGCCGCCCGAGCGCCCCGAGACCUCCCGCCAAAGGCCGCCCGAGCGCCCCGAGACCUCCCGCCAGAGGCCGCCCGAGCGCCCCGAGACCUCCCGCCAGAGGCCGCCCGAGCGCCCCGAGACCUCCCGCCAGAGGCCGCCCGAGCGCCCCGAGACCUCCCGCCAGAGGCCGCCCGAGCGCCCCGAGACCUCCCGCCAGAGGUCGCCCGAGCGCCCCGAGACCUCCCGCCAGAGGCCGCCCGAGCGCCCCGAGACCUCCCGCCAGAGGCCGCCCGAGCGCCCUGAGACCUCCCGCCAGAGGCCGCCCGAGCGCCCCGAGACCUCCCGCCAAAGGCCGCCCGAGCGCCCCGAGACCUCCCGCCAGAGGCCGCCCGAGCGCCCCGAGACCUCCCGCCAGAGGCCGCCCGAGCGCCCCGAGACCUCCCGCCAGAGGCCGCCCGAGCGCCCCGAGACCUCCCGCCAGAGGCCGCCCGAGCGCCCCGAGACCUCCCGCCAGAGGCCUCCCGAGCGCCGCGGGAAGACGGGGGACGCGCCCUCGACGGUGCCGUGGUCCGCGGGCAGAAGGAGGAAGAGGAAGCACUCCGCGGACGGGAAGACCCACGGCAAGCGCAAGCCGCACCGGAGGAAGCACAAGAGCCGCGCCGGCGCCCCGGAGGCCUCGUUCCUCAGGACCCCGGAGGCGGCGGCGCGCCCGGAGGAGGACCCCGGGAGGCGGCCGCCCCCGGACGCGGCGCGCCGGACCGAGCGCCUCUCGGCCGCUGAGGCGCUCGUGUGGGACGGCCAGGCCUUCGCGCUGGCGCUCGCCGUGUUCGCGUGCCUCUUCUUCUUCCUGGUGGCGGCCGUGUACUCGCUGUGCCAGGCGCGCCACUGGCGGCGCCUCAAGAGCAACUUCGAGGCAGACGUGGAGGAGCUGUCGGCGCAGCUGAGCCUCGCGGCGACGGGCUGCGGCGUGCUGCAGUCCCCGGGCCGGGCGCCCGCCUGCCCCGCCGACCAGGGCCGCUGCAGCUACCUGGAGAAGCUGCUCGCACACAAGCAGGAACGAGAACAAGCCAACGUGUACAUUGAGCGACAAGGCAGCUUGAGAGAGACGACGUCACCGCUGGCGAUCAAAAAGGAAUGAACUCGUCAGCUUUAACAACGAUUUUCACAGUACAAAAUAUUUUGUCAGUUCCUGCGUGUGCACCAUGCCAUGUAAUUUAACCAGGUACAAAUUCUUUGAGAGGUAUUUAUAAGGCAAUAACGGGGCGAACUGUAUUGCAGCACGAAUUAUUAUAUUAAGUUACAAAAUAAGUGAUUGGUGACACAUCGGGAGACCCUACUUGUGUGGACUGCGAGCAAUUGAGACAUGAAAAGAAACAAUACUUACCACUUCAUGUACUGCUUAGAAGUUAAAAAAUACCUGUGUUGAUCAAAUUAAGUUUUAAUGAACAAGUAUUUUUCUAUGAGAUAGAUAUUUUUGUAAAUAACUGCCGGAAUCAAUAUGGAUGUAUUAAAAAAAAUUAUUGGUGUUCUAAAUUUAAAUUAUGCAAGACUUUUUUUUGUAAUUUAAAUAAUAAAAUGGUUUCAGUAAUGAAGACCACUGACUGAAAAAAAUUAUAUUAUAGUUAUACUAAAUGAGCAUGUUUAAUGCAGUUUGUAUUCUACCUCACAUGCAAGCGUUUCGAGAGGAAAUAAGCCACUUAACCACUAAUAAGAGUACAUUACAUUUUGUUUUGCAAUGUAUGAAUAAAUAUUAUAAGCUUCUUAGUGUGCCAAUAAAAUAAGAUAACUUAGUUAUAAUUUCAUCAUCUGAUCACAAUUUUGUAAAUACGUUCAAUACUUAGCCUAAACAACUUUUUAUGUUUGACUCUCAGUUUAAUUGACUUCCUUACCUUACUGUUUGCUUCAAUUAUUUGUGUUGCAUUUAUAUGUUGUUGUUUAUUAUAAUUUUAGAUACCUAUAUUUUGAAAAUAGUUGUUUGAUAGGAUUGAAAUAUUGUAUAGGGUUCUAAGUUGAUUAUUAGUCUGAAAUUGUACCACAUUGCUCAGAAUUGGCUAUGUGUCAUGAUCAAUUAGUUAACGUGACUGUAUAAUUCAUGCUAUACGAGUAAUGAAAGCUGCUGUAGUUUAUUCGGAUUCAACAUAUUAGAUACAUGUGCACAUCAUAUGGGUUAUGUUUCUAAAGGUGAAAAGAACUGGGUACGCGUCCAUUUAGCAAUGAGGCCGAGUCAGUGAUAGUCUGCUAUUAUUUCCACUACAUUUUCUCUAAAGAACAUCAGUAUUCCCUAUAAUAAAGUAUGUACGUUCAACUUUGUUCUUGUUAUGUAGAACCAUGGGAUAGUCAAACACAACAAACAAGAUAGUGGUUUUAAAGCCAUUUGUUAGGGUUGAGCUGAUAAAUAUAUAUAAGUAUAUAAGUUACAGAUAUAAUAAAUAGUUCUAAAUAUUUUGUUCCUUAUUCAUAACUUUGUAGAUAUAGUUUUUUUUUCAUAAUAAAUUAAUGUGUUAUAUUGUGAUUAAUACCGAAUGGACAAAACAAAAUCAUGAUAUUGAUUACUAAUUACAUUUUCCGUGAAAACCUUGAGUAUAUGAGAAAUUACAUGACAUGCAAAAGCUUUUGCAUAAGCCUACUUACACCUCUACAAUAAUACAAUAACAACUCAAGUAAAGGAGUGUUGAAAGAUUUACAUGUAUAUUUGUUGUACUUACAGAACUUUUAUACAAUUAUGUAUCUAAAAAAGAUAACGCGAUUCUUUUGGAUUUAUUUUCAGUGAGUCGCGGCCCCUCAGUUUCCUUUCAAUAAAUUAAAAAUUUAACCAUACAAGUUGUACAGAACUGUACAUGAAUAAAAUUUUCUUUGAAAUAUGUUACACUAAUGGAAUCCAUGGUACGUCCACGCUUUCAAUCAGUGAUUUCGAUGUAGGUUUACUUUGAAGACACGCUACACUUAAGUCUGUUUUAAAAAUAAGAAGAAAACGUUUAAAAGCAAAGGGCCUUUUUAAACCCCUUUCUACCUUUCAGUUACCUGCACAAAGGCAAGUGCGUGGGCUACAAAAAAAUUUCUAAAACAUAAAAUUACACAUACAGCCUGAAGAAAUUGAAACUUGAAAGUUAUAUUUGAGUUUUUUUAGUUAUAUGCAUACUAUCUCUCAUUGUACAGGACAAGCCCGUCCACGAUGAGAGUGCUGCUAUUUAUAUACAAACUGGUAAAACACUGACCACAAUAUUCAUGAACUGUGUUAACAUAAAUAUAUUUACCAUUGUAUUCACUCAGUCUGCAUCCCGGUAUUGUAUGCCAAAUACUGGUACAAGUCUUCGUACGCUUAUAAAAGUUAAUAUAACAAUAUAUUCUAAGUUAAUAACAUUGACAUACACGUAUAUUCUUACCAAUAUGUCUGAAAGAUAAAUAUGCUGGCACAAAAGUGUAUCUUAAAAAUAACCUAUGUAAGUUUUUCCUUACUAUCUACUGUCGUAAACCUUGCUUAAAUUUAUAGUUGGCAUUAAAUUAGGGCUGUUACGUUUGGUUUAAAAUUCGUCAUGUUGCGUUAUUAUUCUAUGUUGAAUAUUUUAUUAGAAUACGUAAAUGAAAAGUAUCGAUCAGACAUAAAGCUGCAAAAAGCUGUACUUGAAAUACUAAUAUUUACCAAAUCCCAACUUUCAUCAAGAGUUUUAAAUUAUAAUAACUCUAAAAUUUUAAAGUUUAAAUCUUUUGUAAGUCAUUUAUAUAUUUAAUUGAAAAAAUAUCUUAUUACUUUAUUCAAAAAAAUUAUGAGUAAACAUGUGUUAAUGAAUAAGCUUGUAAAAACAUUUAAAUAUAAUACGCAACUUAAGCUUUUUUCCAAAAGUUGAAAUAAAAAAGUGAUAAGUGACGGUGAAUCAGUAAAUAUACAAUGUUCGUUAAAACCAAUUCUCUAUAGAAUAAUUUUUCUACCUUAAUACCUAUAAUAUUUUUACAUUAAAAUAACUUAACAGCCAUCCUAAGUUAUUGCGACAUUGUGGUAAUUUUGUUUACUAGCGGAAAUUUGUAUAUCUCACCGCUCAGUGUAAAUAUGAAAUGGUUUUGACUUUAGUUAAAACAAUUAUGGUAAUGGGAAACCAGUGUUGUAGUAUUGGCAGAAAAAUAUUUCUGGAAUGAAAUAUUUAUUUCCAUGCCAAAAUUAUUAUUUUGCUGGUUGUAACCUUAAUUCUACUGACAAUACGUAUUGCAACAUACAAUUAUGCAUUCAGUUAUCGUGUAAUGAGUGAACUAAAAGCAUUUAGCGUGUUUUAAGUAGUAUAGUUUUAUGUAUUGUGUUUUAUGUAAUAUAUUACAAUUUAGUUAUUAUGUUUACUUCCUUAUGUAAAUAAGAGUGUACAUAAUUUCAAAACAUUGAUUAAAAUAAACAUGUUUAUAUUUGUUAUGUUAUACUAUGAUCUUGAUGUGGUAAUUUGUGUUGAUAAAGCCAGAGUUAUAAAAUGAAUAAAAUAAUGUACUUUGUAAAAAUUUGACUUUGACCGACAUGUUACAGUAUUUGCCAUUCAGGAAUAAAAUAUAGAGAUAAUUUACCUCAAUAAAUUAUUAAAUGUUUUUCUGUCUUAAUUAUCCCUAAGUUUAAUUUGGCAUAGUUUAUAUUUUUCAUAACAUAAUUCAGUUGAACAUUGAAAUGUUUUUCUCGAUAUUACAUUGAGGGUACAACCUACAAUAAAUGAACGUCAGUAGUCAACAUAUCAUGAGAAAAUACUAAAUGUGUUAAUUCCUGCUUAUGUCAAUGUAAAGAUAAACCAAAGUGUAGCUCACAUGAAAUGAUAAUUUAGUAGUUAUUUAUUGAAACAACAUUUUGACAAAUGAAAAAUAUAUAGUUAUGUUUUAAAAUAAAUGUUUAUUACUAUUAUGCGCAAAAAUAUUUAAAUGAUUAAAAAAACAAUAUAUUCGCUUUAAUAUAAUUUAUUUAAAACAAUAAUUCUCAUAAUUCUUCGGUCAAUUAUUUUAUCUUUGCAUGAUUUGGUCACAUUUAUUGUUCUAAAUCGAUAAUGUUAAAUAAAAAAACCUAUGAUCAUAUAAAA